Aureobasidium vineae is the source of this 1221-nucleotide messenger RNA. NCBI's taxonomy places the organism in Eukaryota, Fungi, Ascomycota, Dothideomycetes, Dothideales, Saccotheciaceae. The record is from the annotation of a GenBank genome assembly.
AUGGCAUCAGUUUCGGCUUUCCCCUUGAUGUCGGCUCAGCAACAGGAGAUCGAGAAGACUUGGUACCACGCCAUGAUCCAGAUUGCAAGCGGUGCUGCUGGAGGCACCGAAAUUGUUCUCCCAUCCGAUCUCAGAGGCCGCCUCGGCGACGAUGGAGUUGCUGCCAUCGCUCAGCGUUGCAGCAAUGCGCAGGUUGAGGUCAAGGACGACGCUGCCACUGAAUCAAUUCACAUCAGUGUGCUGUCUCCUGGCUCACACAACCAGUCAGAUGAGACUGCUAUGUCGUCGCCUGACUCUCACGCAUCUCCUGAGUCUCCCAAGAAGGGCAUCAAAGUCAGCCGCCCUGCCAAUGCCUUCAUUCUCUAUCGCAAGCAUCACCACUCAGACAUCGUGGCCCGCAACCCUGGUCUCCACAACAAUGAGAUCUCAAAGAUCAUUGGCAAGAUGUGGCGUGACGAGUCCGAGCCUAUCAAGAAGCAGUGGAAGGACAAGGCCGAGAACGUCAAGCGCCAGCACCUUCGCGACCACCCCGACUACCAAUACCAGCCUCGUAAGCCCCAUGAGAAGAAGCGCCGCAUGACCAAGCGCAAGGCCAUGGCUCUGGCCGCCCAGCAGAACACCCCUUCCACUUCCGCUCCAGCCUCAGCCUCUGCAUCUGUCGAUGCAAACAUGCCGGCCGCCUUCACCACCUACUCGCCCACUCCAUCCACAGUUAGCCCCUUCUCAUCUGUCACCUCGCCUGCCCAGAUUGUCGACCUCGCCAACUUCAACGACCCUUCUCUCAGCUACUCGGCCAAUGGCGAUCUUGCCUCCUUCACCUUCGACUCCUUCCAGCCCAACCAACUCGACCUCUUCACCAACCUCUUGGACGAGCACAACACCGAGAUGAUGUUUGGUCCCACCACGGUCCGCGCUCCUGCCGCCUGCACUGCUCUCCCCACUGCCAUCAACAGUGCCAUGGCUGACGGCAACGCCGGCGCCUCUCUCUCCAACCCCACCUUCACCAACAACGACCUCGCCAUGGCCCAGUCCGACUUGACCAGCUUCGAGUCUUCGCUCGAGGACAUGCUGGCCCGCGAGCUCGAGACCAUGGAGGAGGAUGGCGGUCUUGCUACUGCUGUCGAAAACGGCUUCCAGUACAACGACCUCGAGUCUCAGCGCUUCACAGAGUUCUUGGAGCAGAUGCCUGAGCACAUGUGGGGCAUGGAGUUUGUCAACUGA